This is a messenger RNA of Brassica rapa (field mustard), 2801 nucleotides long. Its product is annotated as formin-like protein 2. Lineage: Eukaryota; Viridiplantae; Streptophyta; Magnoliopsida; Brassicales; Brassicaceae. Gene Ontology annotation, molecular function: actin filament binding. The record is from RefSeq and is a predicted model, not a curated record. Gene Ontology annotation, biological process: actin nucleation; actin cytoskeleton organization.
GAAUACAGCAACAACAACAACAAGCCCUAGGAAAAAAAAACCAGAGAGCUUGACGAAAUGUCUAGAAUACCCUCCCUCCUCCGUUUUGCUACCAUCUUGUUCCUCUUCUCUUCCUCCUCCUCUUCCGCCGAUCAACGUCUCCACUCUCGCCACUUACUCCACCAACCCUUCUUCCCAAUCCCCACCGCCGCUCCACCGCCGUAUCAACCACCACCACCCUCCUCCGAACCCCCCUCGCCUUCCCCACGCUCCCACCACCACCACAAGAACCAUCCAGAGACGCCUCCACCUCACGAGAAACACCCUUUCUCCUCAGCCUCAAACCCUCCACCUCCACCUCCUCCUCCGCCAUCUCCGCCCCAUCCAAACACAUUCUUCCCAUCUUCCGACCCAUCCUCACCCACCUCUCACCCCCCACCAUCCCCAUCUCCUCCACACCGAGCUCCAGUCCCCACUUUCCCCGCCAACAUCUCCUCCCUCGUCUUCCCAACCCACAACAAACCUCACAACAGCAACCCCCACGUAGCCAAACUCCUCGCCAUAACCAUCGCCGUCGUCUCCGCCGCCAUCCUCCUCUCUCUCCUCGCCGUCGCCACCAUCUUCCUCCGCCGCCGCCGCCGUCGCGCCUCCCCCGCCAAAUCCACAAAAACAGACGCUCGCCACCUCUUCAACGCCGCUCCCUCCGACGUCCCUUUGAAACACAAACAGCCGCCGAAGUACACUUCCUCCAACACCUCCUCCGAGUUUCUCUACUUGGGCACUCUGGUUAACUCCGGUUUAGUAGACCAGCAGAAGUCUCCCGGAAGCGUCGCCGGCGUCUUGGAGUUACCACCAGCUCAGGGCUCUUCCUCCUCUACUCCCUCUUACUCGCAGUACCAGAAGCUAGGCUCCCCGGAGCUCCGUCCUCUCCCUCCUCUACCGAAGCUUCCGGUUUACACUCCUAACUACAGAAGCACCGAGCUGUUGAAUCCUAAAGGACAAGACUUUGACGGAGACGACAACGAAAACGACGAGUUUUACUCUCCGAGAGGUUCUCCGGUUCGUAAGCAGAGCCCGCCACGUGUCAAGAACUCGGGCUCUCCGGGAACAAGUUUGAAACCUCCCAAGUCUUCUCUUAGUCCUCGUCUCUCGCUGAACAGCUCAAACGGCAGCGUUUCGAAGAAACCCGUUCCGACAAGACCGCCACCUCCCCCUCCGCCGCAGAUUCAUGUGCUUCCGGUUACCAACUCUGUUUCGGAGGAGAAAGAUGAGACCUUUAAACCAAAGUUGAAGCCUUUACACUGGGACAAAGUUAGAGCAAGCUCGAGCCGUGUUACUGUGUGGGACCAAAUCAAGUCAAACUCUUUCCAAGUGAAUGAAGAAAUGAUAGAGACAUUGUUCAGAGCUAAUGAUCCAACUUCAAGAACAAAAGAGUCUGUUACUACAGAUGUUGUUCAAUCUACAAGUCAUCAGUUUCUUGAUCCAAGAAAGUCACACAACAUUGCUAUUUUGCUUAGAGCUCUUAAUGUAACUGCUGAUGAAGUGUGUGAAGCUCUUGUAGAAGGUAACUCGGAUGCGCUUGGAUCAGAGCUACUCCAAUGCCUGCUUAAGAUGGCACCUACCAAAGAAGAGGAAGACAAGCUUAAGGAGCUUAAAGAGGAUGAUGAUGAUGAGUCAUCUCCUUCCAAAACUGGACCUGCAGAGAGAUUCCUCAGAGCAUUGCUCAACAUUCCUUUGGCGUUCAAGAGGAUCAACGCAAUGCUUUACAUUGUCAACUUCGAAUCAGAAACCGAGUACCUUAAAAGAUCCUUCCACACCCUCGAGGCUGCUUGUGGUGAGUUGAGGAACACUAGGAUGUUCUUGAAGCUUCUAGAAGCGGUUCUCAAGACGGGGAACCGGAUGAAUAUAGGGACUAACAGAGGAGACGCGCACGCUUUCAAGCUUGACACACUCUUGAAGCUGGUGGAUAUCAAAGGAGCAGAUGGGAAGACAACCUUGCUGCACUUUGUGGUUCAAGAGAUCAUAAAAUCAGAAGGAGCUCGCGUCUCCACUACUCCAACUCAAAGCCCUGUAGGCGUCAACAUGGCCGAGCAAUCAGCGUUCCAAGACGACCUAGAGCUGAAGAAACUUGGGUUGCAAGUUGUUUCAACUCUCAGCUCUCAGUUAACAAACGUCAAGAAAGCAGCUGCGAUGGACUCAACUUCCCUCAGCGACGAAGCAGCUGAACUCUCCAAGGGGAUAACGAAAGUUAAGGAAGUAAUCAUGGAGCUGAAGCAAGAGACAGGUGUAGAGAGGUUCUUGGACUCGAUGAACUCGUUCUUGAACAAAGCUGAGAAGGAGAUCACAGAGGUACAGUCACAUGGAGAUAGUGUCAUGAAGAUGGUUAAAGAAGUGACAGAGUACUUCCACGGGAACUCGGAGUCUCAUCCUUCUCGUAUAUUCACCGUGGUCAGAGACUUUCUGACGGUUCUUGAUCAAGUGUGUAAAGAAGUCGGUCGUGUAAACGAGAGAACAGUGUAUGGUUCCGUGCCACGAGCUUCAGUGUCUAAUCAGGUCGUCACGCCGCUUUUCCCCGUGGCUAACAAUGACAACAACUCAGAGAAGAGUCACUCGGGUUCUUUAGGCAACCAAGAAGAUGAAGACUUGUUCUAAGUGAAAACGAUUGGUUCGGUUGCAUUCUAGUGUGUGUUUUGGUUUCAUGUGAUCCGUACGUGCUGAAGAAACAUGUUAUGUGUAUUUAUUUAAAUAUUGAUAGGUGAGAAUUUUGUAACGAAAGUUAUUAGAAUUUGAAAAGUGUUUCUGUCGGAUUGUGCAAGUUGCUA